AGGGCCUGGGAACCCUAGCCUCUGCCCAGUCUCCUGGGCGCCAGUGCUCUUACCAUGAAAAAGGGGCUCCUGAAGCCAGAGAGAAGCCAAGGACCCAGGCUGCACCAGCUGCCUCCCUGCUGAGUCUGGACUGCGUUCAGCGGCCCUGGCCUCGGGCGUCUCCUUACAUUUUGUUCCUUUCAGGAAUGAUGCUGGCCGCUCUGCUGAUCAUCCUCAGCUGCGUCGGUCUCCACACCUCCAGGCCUCCGAACCCCGAGGCAGCUGCAGAGGCCCGGAAUGUUUCCCUCCUGAGCCUGGCUCCAGACACCUUCGAUGAUGCCUACGUGGGCUGCGCCGAGUUGAUGGAGGAGAAGGCGGCCCCUCUGCUGGAGGAGGAGAUGGCCCGCCACCCCCAGCUGCGCGAGUCCUGGGGGACAGCCCAGAAGGCCUGGGAGCGCAGGCGCCCGGGGCUCAGCCUGCCUCCCGGCUUCCAAGCCCAGCACGGGAUCGCCAUCAUGGUCUACACCAACUCCUCCAACACCUUGUACCGGGAGCUGAACCGGGCCGUGCGCACGCACGGCGACUCCCGGGAGUCCUACAUGACGCGCUUCCCCUUCAAGGCCCUGCAUUUCUACCUGACCCGGGGCCUGCAGCUGCUGCAGAGCAGUGGGGGCUGCAGCAGGGGCCCCGGGGAGACGGUGUUCCGAGGCGUGAGCAACCUUCGCUUUGCACCCAAGAGGCUGGGGGACUCUGUCCGCUUCGGCCAGUUUGCCUCCAGCUCCAAGGAUGAGGUGGUAGCCCGCCAAUUUGGUACUGCCACCUUCUUCUCUCUGAGGACUUGCUUUGGGGCCCCGAUCGAGGCCCUGUCUGUCUUUCCGGACGAGCGCGAGGUGCUCAUCCUCCCCCAUGAAGUCUUCUUCGUCACCAGUUUCUCCCAGGACGGAGCCCAGAACCUCGUGACGCUCUCCAGCGGGAAUCAGCUGUGCAGCUACUUUAACUGUGCCUACCUGGGUGAGAAGAAGAGGCUGGAGUGUGAGCCGGUGCCGCCCCGAGGGCAGGCCAGCUCCCUCUUCAAGGGGGCCUUCCCUCUGCUCGUGGCCUGGGGGUUUCAGCUCUUAGGAGCUGGGCUCUGAAGGUUCCAUGCCUGCCGCUUCGGAGUCCUGGAAACUGGGGAGAUUUAUAUGAAGAAGGGGGCCUUCCAAGAGCCUGGGGAAGCAAGAGCAUUUUGGAACCAGACCUAGCAGCCACCUCCCAACCAGGAUGGUGGGGGCUCUGAGGCCGUAGUAGGAUGGAGGGAGCUCCCUGUGUGGUGGGGACUCCCUGGGACAAAUGAGGGCAGUGCUGUGAUGGCCACUCAAUUAAACAAUGUCACAGUGUGGUGACAUCGAA
Molecule: messenger RNA, 1368 nt
Organism: Phacochoerus africanus (Common warthog)
Lineage: Eukaryota; Metazoa; Chordata; Mammalia; Artiodactyla; Suidae
Gene: ART5
Product: ADP-ribosyltransferase 5
Exons: 5
Coding region: 186-1112 (308 amino acids)
Molecular function (GO): NAD+-protein-arginine ADP-ribosyltransferase activity; NAD+ poly-ADP-ribosyltransferase activity
Source: RefSeq, a predicted model, not a curated record